Messenger RNA from Anarrhichthys ocellatus (wolf-eel), 6788 nucleotides. It is a transcript of the gene scai, whose product is annotated as suppressor of cancer cell invasion. Gene Ontology annotation, molecular function: transcription corepressor activity. Lineage: Eukaryota; Metazoa; Chordata; Actinopteri; Perciformes; Anarhichadidae. The record is from RefSeq and is a predicted model, not a curated record. The coding region runs from base 1 to 885 and encodes 294 amino acids. Gene Ontology annotation, biological process: DNA-templated transcription. The transcript has 8 exons.
AUGAUUCCAUCGCUUGUUGUUCCACAGGAACCCAAUGAGAAGCCGGCUAAAAGAGAAAACCCUCACAAGUAUUUGCUGUACAAGCCAACAUUCAGCCAGCUUUUUACUUUCUUGUCCGCCUCUUUUAAGGAGUUGCCUGCCAACAGCGUUCUGCUUGUGUACCUGUCAGCGACGGGAGUCUUCCCUACUGGCAAUUCAGAUUAUGAAGGACCAUAUGAUUUUGGAGGAGUCCUCACAAAUACAAAUCGAGAUGUGGUGAACGGAGAGACGGUGCAGAAGAGGAAUCAGGCUCAGAAAGAAAUGCACUGCCUUCAUCCAGGGGACUUAUUCCCUUUCACCCGGAAGCCACUCUUUGUCAUCGUAGAUUCUUCAAACAGCACAGCCUACAAGCAUUUCACAAAUCUGUUUGGGCAGCCUCUGGUGUGCCUGCUGUCACCUACAGUAUAUCCCAAGAGUGUGCAAGAUCAGUCUCAGCGUGGGAGUCUCUUCACUCUGUUCCUCUACAGUCCCCUCUUAGCGUUCGCCUCUGUGUGUGGAUUAACCAGUGUGCAGCGAGGCCUGUGGGAAAGGGCUCAAGAGUUUCUCUGUAAAGUCUACCGGGACAUUGGGCAGAUGAUUACUCGAUCACGAACCAUAGAUCAAGCCUUUUUGCAAUUCUUUGGUGACGAGUUCCUCCGGCUGCUGCUGAUCCGCUUUGUGUUCUGCUCAGCUGCACUGAGACUGCAUAAACUCUUCCGGGAGGCCCAGAGCUUCCCGGAGUCGUACCCUGAGCUCCCUAAACAGGACACAGUGGAGAGCAUCCUUCUACAGAAGCAUAUUUUGGAGCUGGCGACUAUGCUGGAUGUCCAGAGCCUAUUUUGGGAUGAUCCACCAGAAGCCUACUAACAUCUUUGCUCAGGGCAAAAUGGCAUAUGUGUACAUACAGACUCAACUGCCAGGGCCCUCAUAGUUCUCUUUUUUUUUGUUUACAGGUAAUGAAAUAAUUCAUUCAGAACAUAAAAGCUCAUGUCACGCAUUUCACUGUUACUUGUGGAAGCAAAUGUAGUGCAACAUUAAAAUGUCCACAUAGAUACUGUAAGUUUAGUAUAAUUUGCCCGUUAUGAGUCUCAGCGGCUUCCUCCUAAAUGUAAUCAGCAUCAUGUCCUCCUCACCAGCCUCCACAUGUGAGGUUAAAACCUGCAGCCUCCAACUGUAUUCCUCCUCACAGAAUUGUUGGCAAUCUUGGUUUCAUGUUUAUUUGAAAUGAUAUUUAUUGUUGUUAAUUAGAGGGAAGGUUGUGUAAGCCUAAGAGAUAGAGAAUAGAAGAACCCUGUGUGACUGUAUCUGUGUGUGAAGGUUGAGAGAGAGCACAGUGCUGAACAAAAGCCUUCUCUGCAUCAGUACAUAUGGAAAGCAGCUUUAAUGUUAGCACAUUAUCCCUACGCUAGCUUAGAAGCUGAAUCUUUCAUCAAAAACCUUAUCACUGGUAUUUGCCAAACAGUGCUUGCUGUUUAACAGCUUAACUUGUAGCAGGCUGAGGUGCAUGAGGUCAUGUUCUGUUGUGUGUUGUAAGUCCUCAUUAGUUGGAAAAAUAUCACACACCCUUGGUGACAUUAACCAGCAAUCCAUCUAAUACCUUGAAUUGUCUGUUGUUUAGCCUUGAGCCUUUUCAAAGUGAUUGUUGUUGCUCUUCCAUGUCACUGUGCUGUAUUUGCAUGCAAGAAAUGUAUCCAUGUAGUUGUUUUAUCCACAAAGACCGGCCUCCAACUUUGAGGCUCUAGAAAGGCUUGUAGAUGUGAAACGGCAUGGUUGGACAGUAAGUUGAGCCAGUGCAUGUGUUGCAUGGGCCCGUACAUUUGUAGUUGUCAGCAAAUGAAGACAAUCUAGUUUGUAACAGAGGAGAUGAAGGAAGGCAGCAUGCACACUAACGUGCAUCAUUCCGUUAAUUACUUAAAUGGCACCAAAACACUUCCGUCACCUUUUAAUGACGAGCGGUUCUAUUCUGUUACCUGCCCGUUGCUUGAAUGCAAUAUCAUCGGCAGUCGGGUCACUUUCCUCACACGUUGGCUACAUAGGUUCCACUCUCACGUUGAUCCAAACAGCUUACAGAUCUUUGUCAGUUCGGUACGCUCAGACUGCAGGCAGAUUUCUUUCUGAUCACUUUCAUUAGCAAGUGAUCAGAAGUGAGAAUCCUUUUGACAGUUUGAUUAGAUGCCCAUGUCCACGAGGGUUGUCCAUCGGCAAACCUGUGUGAACGCUCCUGUGUAUGCACACACCCACGUAAACAGGACUACAUGAGGUGUAGUUGUCUAGUGGUUCAUAGAAGAACUGCAGCUGAAGGCACUAAUGGUGGCUGCUGCAUGCAGGCAAGAACUCUUGAGUUAUUUAAAAAAUGAAAGUAGUUUGUCGGUAGUUUAAAUAAAGUUUUCUGUUGAUGGGGAUUGUGAGGAAUGAAAUGGAUCACAGGAAACUGAUGCUGUUCAUGGCCUGAAGCAGGCAGCCAGCUGUUCCUUUGACUGAGGCAUAUUAUGCUGAGGCGUUGUAUUCCAUCAGUGGUCAAAGACACACUUCCAGGAUGCCCUGGAUCCUAAUGCAGCCCAGGACCUUUAUCAUCAUUCAUCCCUCUCUCUCCGAUACUUUUCUGUCUCUUUCAACUCUCUAAACACCAACGAUCUGAAAAUAUUCGCUUGCCAGUGAAUCAAAGAAGUAUCGGACUUCUAAAAUAGCAUGAGCGCUGUCCCAGCUAGCACCUUUUCAUUUACUUCAUGUAUUGUUUCUGCAAUAGAAAGUAGACAUCAGUAGACAUCAGUAGACUGCUGUCUGGUGCCAGAAUGAAAUCCCCCAUGUUGUCUCACUUUACAGACAUUUCUCUCCAGAGACCUGCUUAGUGGAGAAAAGGUGUCGGGAGAAGAAUUUCUACAUUUAGACGCAAUCAGUGGUGUGCAAAUAUUAUUUAAACAACGUAUUGAUAUUAUAUUUUAUAUUCCAGAAUCUAACAAGCUGCAUCUUUUCUAGUAAGCACGUUCUUCACAGAACACGUGACAGCACUGGGCUGUUUGUUUUAAAGCAGGUUCAUGCUGCUGAACUGUUCCAGAGGGUACGCAGGUUUCUGACUAGUCAUGGAUAAUAGGUACCACUGUAAUGUUCAUUUGUGUCCCACUAGCCCAAAGAUGGCAGUGUCUGUCAGCAUGUUCCCAUAGAAUACUAUGACCCAAAGAAGGAUAGUUCAAGUACUGUCCAAACGAACAGGAAAUAUCUGAUUGGCUGAAAGGUAGAUUCCUAAAGGUGUUGAUGCCUGCCUCAACAUUUGGGCCAAGACAAGGAAUCUCCAGAAUGACUGACCAAAUUUCCAAAUGUUGCUGUGUCUGUCCGUAGACCUUCAGAGCACUUUUUAGGCCAAAAUGUUACUUUAUCGUUUUUAAAGUGUCUGUAUGCAAUAUAUUUUGUCCAGCACCACUCAGGUCUCUAGCUCGGCUUCAGGACUCUGUUUUUCACAGUUUCAUAUGUUUUGAAUUAUGCUCCACAUCUUAACACACACCAAAGUAGAAACAAGCUGAAGGCAAGUAUAUAAUGUGAAAUGUUGACCAUUGGGGAUUGAUUUCUGACACUGACAGGAGGAGUGAUUGCACCUUGUAGUGAUUGUAGUGAUGCAGAUACUGAAAGCAGCUGACAGUUACCUGCCCCUGACCAAAAUGUUCAAUGAUGCAGGAUGUAGCCAAGCCAGCUGGUUGGAUUACAACCUUUGAAUUGAUAGAAAUGAUAAGAACACUAUUUUUUAGUGUUGGUUAUAUUUAUUGACAUUGAUAGUUUGUGUACAGAUAAUGUAAAGCAAUGUUUUGGCACAGACGUGUGUUCAGUAUUUAGUAAGUCUAUAAAAUGUGUGAUGAAAUAUGGCGUUAAACUUAAAGGAGCAGUGUGUAGGAUUUAGCGGCAUCCAGUGGUGAAGUUGCAGAUUGCAACCAACUGAAUAUGCGUCCCUUCUCUGGCGUAGAGAGAACUACGGUGGCCUGCAGGUGACGAGAGAACGUGACGGCUCUCUGGGUCGUCCUUUCUGGGCUUCUGUAGAAACAUGGUGGACUCUGUGUGGAGGACCGGCUCCCACUGCAGAUGUGAAGAGCUCAUGCUAAGCUAACUAAAACACAAUGGUUCUGAUGAAAACAUGGUUAUGAAGAUUAUAUUCCAUUUGUGCCAAUAAAUCCCCCUUAAUGUUACACACUGUUCUUUUAAGGAAGAGCUGUUAAUGAGGCCACUUUGUUCUUUGGCCAUUUUUUAAAAAUAUGUGACAUUCCAACUUUCCAAGGACUUGAAGAGAGGCAGAGGACAAGUACCACUGCUCUCUCCAUUUUACAUGUGUCUGGUAAAGUGAGCCGUUUCUACACUUCCUUCUAUUUUCAUUGUAAUAUCAACCUCCACGUUCCCUUGUGUUGACAGUUAUGACGAUUAAGAUAUUGUAGGCUUGCACUUUAUGGAGUUUAAUAUUGUUCUGAUCUUGUUGUGCUGUGAGAAUAAUCCUUCCAUGUGAGUGUUCCUCAUGCCAGCUCUUCAUACUGGUGACCUUCUUUUUUUACUCACUCAGUGAUUUCAAACCUUUUCUUAUAGGAACUGCUCGUCUGCUGUCACUUUUUAACAGCCUCUUCCUGAAAUGUGUCAAACAUGUUUGCUGAUUUCCAAAAAGUGUUGAAUAGGCAGCAAUAACAUGUUCAUGUACAUGUGUGGCAGAGUUCCACAUCCUUCUGUUUGCUAGACAGUGGUGCUCUAAGACGAUGCUGUCGGAGGGAAUUGCAAGUCAAAUCAUGCUUUUUUUAAACUUUAAGGAAUAUCAACAGCAACACUAACAUUUGACAUGUUUGGACAUCAAUUAAGACAGAAGAAGAAGUGAAGAAAUGUGUUCAUUUAAACUGUCAAAUAUUGCAAGUCUGAAAAAGUCCUGAUUACAUGUUCUUGUAUGGUGUUCAAAUCCAUGAAAAUAUCAAGUAUGUGGCCUAAUGGCACAACUUAAGCAUUAUUUAAUGGAAAAUAAGCUCAAACAGUGAAGUGACAUUGUUCUCUGAUCAUAAUGAAACAUCAAAGAAACAAAGAUGGCGUUUAGCUUCUGUUGAGCCCGUUGGCUGUCGUGAUGUCUCCUGUGCUUCAUAUUUAAGACAGGACUGUGAACACAACCAGCUCAUUUCUUAUGUAGCACCAGUGGGUUAGUAGCACAGGAGAAGUCUACAUAUUCCUCACACACUAAAGCUCCUUCAGACGGGAUUGUGUGUGAUGGUGAAUAUUAGUUUUUUAAUUAUUGUUCUCAAUUUGACACAAAGCAGCCAGCAGCAUGUGGUGGUGUGUAGAACUGUUCUGUGAUGAAAUGGCGUUUCCUGCUUCACAUUAUCUGAUGGUGUAUCAGCAUGGCCUGUUAGAGUCCUGGAAACCGAGGAAUUCUUUUUAACAAGAUAACUUGUGUGAACAAGAUGUUAAGAAGGUAACAUUUGUGUGAUUAAGAUAAGUGUGAGCAAUAUAUCAAUUUGUGUAAACGAGACACUAACUUUUGCUAACGAGACAACUUAUGCCACUGAGAUAUAAACAAGAUUAACUUGUAUAAACAAGCUUGCUUGUGUAAUACGAAUCUGUGCAAACGAGGUAUGAACUAGAUAACAGACCUUUUUGUUCAUUCGAGGUGAAAAUCCGAUGUUGGAAUCGGGGCUGAUCUACAACUUCAUGCACAGUUCAUGCUGUACUCGGAUGACAAAGCCUUACUGGAGGUGCACACUAAAACCCAGGAGUAAAACCCACUCUAGUGGCAUGAGGCUUUCCUCUCUGCUAGUCUCUUCACCUAAAAUAGAGUAGUUUACAAACUGCUGCUGAGUGCUCAAAGAUACUUCUCGGUAUUCUUGUAUGUGAACUGGUUUAGCCUUAUUGGAUACAAGUUUCCCUCAUUUGAAGCCUUGUUUUUUGAGAAUCGGGCUUUCAAAUUAUUCCUACUUUUCCUUUACUGGACCCAUAUUGCAGUUUGAUGCCUUUACUUAUUCCCAUGCCUAACAGUUGAGACUAAGGUAAACAUAGAUACUGUCGGGUCUUUCCAGUUGUUUCAACCAGCUACAAUAAAGGUUCUCGGCAGAAAAUGUCUCAGCUACAUAAAUCAUUUUUUGCAGCGCCACAGAAUCGAUGGUUUCUUUUCUAAAGCUGCCACAGUGCACGUAGUCCGACAUUCAUACCAAGAAGAUGCACAGAAACCAAUUGAUUUGACAGUUAGAGAAAAUAACAGGGAGGAUUUCAAGGCCCGCCUUAGGGGUAUGAGACAAAUCGGUGCUCGCCGAGCAUAACCAGUAUUAGAAUCUACCAGCACAAGAUCUUAAUGUUUUUCACAUGCCGCAAGCACAAAAGCCACUGCUCAAUAUAAUGGACCCACAUCCACAGAGAAGCAUGUUGACGCCUCUUGGGAACACAACUCAAAUAACUGCCGACUGAUCAAUCCUGUUUUCUCCCCCAGAUAUGCAGGGGUCAUUUCUACCUUUUUAUACUGUAACAAAUGUCCAAAAGAUGGGUGAAGCCUUCCUUUAGAGCAACACUUGUGACUUGCUUGUUAUGAUUUUCAGUCAGUGUCAAGUUUUGAGAAUACAUGACAGUUUAAGUUAAAAAAAAAAUGCACAGAUGAUUUUUCAUUGUGCAGCAUGUUUGUUUAGAAUAGAAAGUGCCAAAGACUGAUGUGCUCUUGCUUUCCCAUCUUAACAGUGAUUGAGAUCAAUUAUUGUAUCGGAUGGUUGUUUUUUCUUUUUUCUUUGUUGCCAGAUGGAGCCAAUAAAGAAAAUGAAAAAUGUGGCUUCAUAAAA